AUGGCCCGUUUGCCAGCCGCGUUUUACGGAUGUUUGUGCCCGCAGUUUCCAGAAAUUUCCUUAGAUCGUUUCUUAGCUAGGACAUUCCCAAAACAUUGUCCUGAGGAUAUCUUGGAUAUUCUGACUGAAGCCUAUCUUUCCGAAAAGACAAAACUCGUAUCUCAAGCCAGCGGUGUGUACACUGGUUUGAUGAGGGCUUCAAAAAUAUGAGGGACACAGUUCAUUUUCUGGGAGAAGUAUGUAAGCAGUACGAAACUCCAAGUAACAAAGUUUUUUUUAAGGAAUAUCAAAAACGAUAUAAAUGGGAAAUUAUCAUCACAAAACGUAAAUUGAAUGAUAUAAUGAUAAAGACAUCAAAGAACUCAACUAGAUGGAUGUAUAACAUAAUAAACAGUAGGAGGAAAAGGGGAAAAUUACAUCAAAAAAAGAUUCCAAUGACAGCUGAUCAAUUUAAUAAAUUCUUUAGUAGCAUUUCAGAUACAAUACUAACAAAUUACCUGACGGUGAUGUUUCACCAUUAGAUAACUUAAAAAAAUGUUGAUGCCGAAUGCAACAUUUCAGUCCAAGGAGGUCAAGCAAAAUGAAAUUAGAGAUCAUAUAAAUUAACUCAAAAACAACUAAAGCACUGAUACAUACUAUAUACAUAUUAUCGGCUCAACGUAUAAAAUCUAUAAAGAACAUGAUAAUGCCUCCUUUGACUAAGCUGAUAAAUCUAUGCCUUCGAGAAAAUAUAUUUCCUGACGUUUUAAAAAUCGCAAUAGUCAUUUCCAUUUUCAAGAAAGGCGAUGAGGGAGAUAUUUCCAACUACCGUCCAGUGUCUCUACUGCCAAUCCUCUCGAAAAUCUUUGAAAAAUGCAUGGAGGUAAGGAUUACUGAAUACUUUGAAGAGGAUUUCCUCUUCUCUGAGCAUCAGUUUGGCUUUCGAAAAAACAAAGACACUAUUCUUGCGGUACUGGACCUGCUCUCAAAUAUUACGGAAGCAUUCGAAGAUCGAGAGCAUAUCGCAUCAUUAUUUGUGGACUUAAGCAAAGCCUUCGUUGUGUGUCACAUACAAUCUUGCUUCAAAAGCUGGCAUAUAAAUUUUCCAAUUCCAGCAUACAGGUGUUCAGAUUAUAUAUUGAAAACCGACACCAGAGUGUGCCACUUAGGGAUGUCGUGUCACCAUAGAGAGAGACUUGAAAGUAGGGGUGCCACAGGGCUUAGUCCUUGGCCCCUUACUUUUUUUGAUGUACAUCAAUGACUUACCUACAUGUAACAACAAUGCCAUUUACACACUCUUUGCUGAUACCACAAUUUCCAUACAAGCCACUCGAAUGCUUGAUGCUUUGAAUAAUGAAGGGCAACUCAUUAAAUCUCUUAAUUUUCUUGUUUUUUUCACAUUUAUUUUUAUGCAUUAUCUUCCUAUACAAAUAGUUUCCACGUUGUCAAAAGAUAGCGCAC
Molecule: messenger RNA, 1440 nt
Organism: Acanthoscelides obtectus
Lineage: Eukaryota; Metazoa; Arthropoda; Insecta; Coleoptera; Chrysomelidae
Source: the annotation of a GenBank genome assembly